CGGCCUGAGCUCGGGAUGGCGUCGGUCGCCGCAUGGCUACCGUUCGCGCGCGCCGCCGCCAUCGGCUGGGUCCCGAUAGCCACACACCCUCUCCCCCCACCACCCGUCCCAAAGGACAGACGCAGGGCAGAAGAUGAGAAACUCCUCAUCAACGUCUCCGGAAGACGCUUCGAAACCUGGAGGAACACCCUCGAAAAAUACCCCGACUCACUUCUCGGUUCCACCGAACGCGAAUUCUUCUACGAUGAAGAUAGCCGCGAAUAUUUCUUUGACAGAGACCCGGAUAUAUUUAGACAUAUACUCAAUUAUUACAGAACUGGUAAACUGCAUUAUCCGAAGCAUGAGUGUUUAACUGGUUAUGACGAGGAGCUCGCGUUUUUCGGAAUCUUACCAGAUGUUAUAGGUGACUGCUGUUAUGAGGACUAUAGAGAUAGGAAGCGGGAAAAUGCUGAACGUCUCAUGGACGAUAAGCUCAGCGAAGCUGGCGACCAGAGCUUGCCACAGCUCACAGAUUUACGACAAAAAAUGUGGAGGGCGUUUGAGAACCCUCACACAUCCACAGCUGCUCUUGUGUUCUACUAUGUGACAGGAUUUUUCAUUGCUGUUUCAGUGAUGGCAAACGUUGUAGAAACGGUCCCUUGCGGGCAUAGACCGGGUCGAGCGGGAACGCUGCCAUGUGGAGAGAGAUACAAGAUAGUCUUCUUCUGCUUAGAUACAGCAUGUGUAAUGAUUUUCACGGCUGAAUACUUGCUGCGACUAUUCGCAGCUCCGGACAGGUGCAAGUUUGUGAGAUCCGUUAUGUCAAUUAUUGACGUGGUUGCCAUAUUGCCGUACUAUAUUGGAUUGGGCAUCACUGAUAACGAUGACGUUUCUGGCGCGUUCGUGACCCUCCGAGUGUUUCGAGUGUUCCGUAUCUUCAAGUUCUCUCGCCAUUCGCAAGGGCUCCGUAUUCUGGGGUAUACUUUAAAAUCAUGCGCCAGCGAACUCGGUUUCCUUGUGUUUUCAUUGGCUAUGGCUAUCAUAAUAUUUGCAACUGUUAUGUUCUACGCCGAGAAGAAUGAACAGGACACAAAUUUCACAUCAAUUCCUGCUGCAUUUUGGUACACGAUUGUGACGAUGACAACUCUUGGAUAUGGCGACAUGGUUCCUGGUACUAUUGCUGGCAAGAUAGUGGGGGGCGUCUGUUCGUUGUCUGGAGUGUUGGUGAUCGCUCUCCCAGUACCCGUCAUCGUCUCCAAUUUUUCCAGAAUCUACCAUCAGAACCAGAGGGCUGAUAAGCGAAAGGCUCAAAGGAAAGCUCGUCUCGCGCGAAUUCGUAUUGCCAAAGCAUCGUCAGGAGCAGCAUUCGUCUCCAAGAAGAAGGCUGCCGAGGCUCGUCUUGCCGCUCAGGAGUCUGGCGUGGAGUUGGACGAUGCUGGGAGAGACGAGGAUAUUUUCGAGUUGCAACAUCAUCACCUGCUUAGAUGUUUGGAGCGAACUACGGAUCGUGAGUUCGUUGAAAUAGAGAACCCUUUCAAUGGGGCUGUCAAACGGCCUGGCUCCCCCUCCCCGCUCGCGUCCCCCGCGCACUCCGGCCGAGCCCCCGCCUUGCUAGCUUGCUGCGCCCGCUGCGGCUGUUGUCCGCAGAAAUAUCAGGUCCUGCUAUUAGACUCGAGUAGGAAGCGCGCUCGUGGAGCCCGAAGAUACACGGCGACCUCUCGGCCUUCUGACACUUCAAUGUCAGCCGCGCCCAGUGAAGAUCCUUUACCACAAGCAUGUGGCAAAUACAUUCCUGCCGGCAGUACAGUGCAAGGUAACCAGACUGGUGUUGCAAUGGAUGGCACAUAUCUAGUGGAAGCCUCAUUCUAGGAUCCGACUUCUAGCGCUCAUGUGGAGAGCUACGUUUAGACUGUGAACAAUCUGGUGGGAUGACGUCACAUCCAACGUGUCCUGUACUGCCCACCCUUUAGAUGGAGACCUUGAGAUUCCUCGCUCACAAAGAACAAUGAAAGUAUUAUGAAAGUGAUUUAAAUAUUUCGAUGUAUUGAAUUUAGUGGUAGCUAGUCGAAUUCAAUUAAUAGUGUGUGUAUAUUUAGGUUCUAUAGAUCUUCAGGUCUUCAUUAGAUCUUUUCUAAUUAACAUUUUUGGAUUAACAGAAGUUUUAGAAUUCACUUUUCGGGUUGCGCUGUUUUGGUAAAGACAAUGCUUUGAAAUAAACAAUAGUGAAAUCAUAUCAAUUUAGGCAUUUAGAUGUUUUUAUAAAUUGUCUGAAUGAGGGUAUUUCUUAAUCUUGCACUGGUGAUAAAACUGGGACGAGCACAGUAUCCUGUGAUCGGGAUCAUCCCUUGACAUCUACGACCUGAUAAUGUUGCAAAUAACAAUUUGAUCACCUGCUUGUUUUUGAAAAGGCCGGCAGUGAUCUUGUUUACUAUAGUGAUUUAAAAUAGUAUUAGCCGGGCUCAUUUCUAACGCGAAAUGACCCGUAUGCUUGUUUGUAAUUCUAUUCCAUAAAACUGAUUAUAUAUAUUCCAGUAUAUUGGAUGUUAAAUACAUCGCACGGUAAAGGUGUUUUCCUAUUUGGAUCUUAGAUAGUCUAUAUGUAUUUAAUAUCCAAUAUAUUGGAAUAUAACUCUACAAAUUAUGUUAAAAAUAUGUCGCGACUAAAAUUCAAUAGGGAUCAAACUCUUUAUCAUAAAGCGUAACGAAUUAUUCUUAACUCUAUAAUCUCUUAUAGAAACUACUAUCUUGGCCAUUAUAUAUAUCUUCUUUUAUAUAUAUGAUAUUUCCAAGUAUAUAUUAACUCAUUAUGAUAUCUCUGGAACUAUAAGGCCGUAGAGACUUGAAAUUUGGUAGGAAUAUUCCUUUCUUUCCGAAAAAGGUGAGAUUUAAGAUAUUCUACUACACACAAGAGUUCUUUUUAUUAUCAAAUGAACAACGUCUGUUGGGGUCAGCUAUAUCAGGGGGUCAGUUAUAAAUAAAACAUCAACAUCUGUUCAAUACUACAAAAAUAAGCCGAAUUAAAGUAUUCAGGGCUAAGAAUUAAUUCAACGAAUGGUUGGAAUAUCUGUUUAUGUAUCAAACGAAUUAUAUGUUGUAUGAAUAGUAAUUUGAAUAUGAAUAGAAAAACAAAUGAAUCCCUGUAAAGUGAAAUACAAGUUUCGGCCUAAGUUACCCGGAGGUGAUCACCUGCAAUGAUUAUAAGCCCCAGCUGUAAAUAGUUAACUAACAAACUCAACUUUUUAGCACAAAAUGUUACGUGCGGCUUCGAUGCUGUUGUAAAGAUGAGAAAUACCCAAUUCAGAAUUUACCGUUACUUUUAUAUGAGCACAAAGAAUCCUGUUUUCUAUAACGCUACCAGGAUACUAGUGCCUUCAAUGUUUCAAUGUAUUUUUAAUCUUUUUCACUCAACGGGUAAGGAGUACGUGCGAUAAGCGAGCGGGAAAAGUCAGAUAAAGGAGUCAGCCUAUAUUGAAAAAUAGUUAAAACAUUUGCAAGUGUUUAUAAUAUUGAAAUUAGUAUAUCAUUUAACUUGCUGCAAGGUUUCUCAUCAGGAGUUAUUGUUGUGUCAUAAAAAUAUAUACUUUAUGAAAAUGAAAUAUCUAAUAUAUAAAAUUCUCAUGUCGCGGUGUUUGUAGUUAAACUCCUUCGAAACGGCUUGACCGAUUCUCAUGAAAUUUUGAGUGCGUAUAUUGGGUAGGUCUGAGAAUUGGACAACAUCUAUUUUUCAUCCCCCUAAAUGUUAAGGGUGGUCCAUGCCAAUUUUUUUUUUUAAUUUUUUUGAGAUUUUUUGUUAAAUUUGUUUGAUUAUGAUUGAGCAUUAAUAAAUACAUACAACUUCAAAUUUUCACUCAUCUACGAUCAACAGUUACUUUUGUAUCGCGAUUUUAAUAUUGGCAAUACAACGUUUGCUGGGUCAGCUAGUAAUAAAUAAAAUCUUGGGUACACAAAAAUAUUGAGUGCCACGCUCUGCGUCUCUUAACAGUAUAGCGAGUCCACAGAUUUUAUCUCAUCUAAAAAUAUGCGUACGGUUUACCGUUUACCGAAAAGAAGUUUACCCUUCAAAAAAAUAUAAUUACAAACAGAUUUUAGUGUGCAAAAGAUGUAGUUAAGUAAUUACUUUCAGAACGUGCGAGGAGGUUUUAUUUUUUAUAUUAACCUGAGGUAGCACAUAAUAAAAAAAAUUUUUACUCUUACUUAAGUCAAGUAAAUGUACAACCUGUGUGUCGGUUUGAACUGACUAUUGAAAAUGUGACGAGCGCUUUGUAAAUGCCGCUUUAUAAAAAAAAUGAUGAAUGUAUCUCCAUUCCUUUAUCUGACUCAAUCUCGCAAGCUAUACAGCCAUAUGGUGUAUAUUAUAUACUGAUUCUUACUCUGUGUUAGUGAAAUAGUUAUAAUGUUCUUUUAAUAAUAUUGUAUACAACUGACACGUGGCAACCCUGUCUACAAUGUAACUACUGAGCUCUGUAACUAUACGCUGGAUAUAUUGAGGGUAGAGGUAAGAAUCAUCUGUGUAUAUGAAAAAGUGUCCGUCAAAAUGCAUUAAAUUAGGGUGGCGCCACAGUUACAGCAGGGUAAAUCUUAAAAGAAACGCUAAAUAUAAAAUAAUACUAAUCACUCUCGGUGCAUGUUUCCCUAUAAUAAUUAUUUAAGGUUAUAUUGACUAUAUUAAUUUGUACAACGUAAGUUGUUGAAAUUUUCAAUAAUUAACUUCAUUAGUAAUAUAAUUUUUUUUAACUCGGCAUACUUCAAUUCGUUUACAAUUGCUACUUUCACCAUACUUCAUACCAUACCCUGUGCCUACACCAGCGCCAUUGUGGAAGCUUUUUGAACUAUUAUUUACAGCAUAAGCUUGCUAGCAAAUUUUUUCAACUUUUCUCCCAUAUGAGAUGAUUAUUCUUGCCUCUACCCUCCAUAACAGGAUAGACUAGAUAUCACGUAUAAAGUGAUAGCUACUUUUUUUUUCUGAAUAAACGUGCCAGGGUGAGUGGCCAUGUUUUGUAAUGGUUUAUAUCCUAGAUAAUUUAUAUGUCUAAUAAGAACCUCUUGCUGCAAGACAAACAAUAAAAACGGACAAGUUUUAUUACUUUAGUGUGCGUGACAAGCUACGUCUUACACUCGCGAUUUGUGUCACUUUGUGUUAGUGAGCAUGCAUUGCUCAAAAUAUAUGUUAACUGUCAACUGUCAAUUUUUCAACGUUUUCACAGUUGUCACAGUCUAUCUAGACGUAUAAAUGAUCUAAUAUAUUAUUUUCAAGGACACUCACCACCAGGUACUAUAAUUAGCACCGAAAUAGAGAAUACGAAGUGGGAUCACCUUACUAUUGGCGAUAGACUGUCUAGCGAAUAAGUUGGAAACCAGUACAGUACCAGUUACAUUUGGAAUUGCGUCACCUUCUUAGUUAGUAAGGAACAUAAUUAAAUCAUCUAUCUAUUUCAUCUUCGUAAUUAAAUCAUAAAGUCGCACCAACACUUUUUAUUCUGCAAAUAAACUGUCAUUGAUUGUCACUGUCAAAUAAUGGGGAAUUUUCUGGAGUUCUAACGUAUUACAUCAUCGUUAUAAUAUCUAAAUUCAAUUGAAAAAUUAUAUUAUAAAGCAGAAUUUCAUCAUACUAUAAUAAUUAUUGAAUGUUUAUCAUUAAUUGGUUUUUAUAUCCACACGCCAACUUAUUUGACUGUUCAACAACUGUUCGACGAGCAUUGUUUGUUUUCGUCUUAGACUACUUGGUUGUGGUAUAUAACCAGAUAUGGUAUUUCAAAAACUCUUCUGGAUUGGUGCCGGUUGUAUGUAAAUUUAUUAAAAAAAAUGAUUAUUGUCAAUACAGGUAUGAGAUAUUUUCUGAUUAUGCAUAUCAGAAGAUAGGUAGGUGCUGACAGUUUUAAUACCAAUUACCAGCCUAGCGAAACUCUCUAAGAAAAAAGCGAUUCACUCGAUUGUAUGAAACGUGCAGUCAUUGAUAGAUUGACAGAACGGCUAUUAUCUUCGUAACUGUUCGCUUUCAAACUUAGCCGAAUUAUAAUUCGUCACCAAUCGCCUUAAUGUAAUUAUUACCUACUACUAUUUCAAAUUUAUGUCAAAGCACUGCACGUUUCAUCCUAAACUAAAUUAAAAUUUUUACUUAGGCAGCCCUGCCUGUUAUUACAUAGUUUUUACAUCCUCUUUGCCAAUUCCUCAAUACUGAAUUAUUAAUUAAAGUCGCUGUUUUUCCGAUGACAAGCUGUCAACGUGAAGAAAUAUCCAAUGGUUUCACUGACCUCUACUAUUUACCACUGGACUGGCGCCUGACAAAGUGCUUUUGUGCCUGUUUGAUAUUCGCCAUUUUGGCGCUAUUGGCCACAUAGCGAGAGUCUGCGGUACUAAGACCUCAGCUAAACAAACAUCUAUAGAAAAACUAUUUACAAAAAAAAUAUUAUGUCCUUUAUUACGUUGAUUCCUGAAGUACAAAUAACACGGAAAUCGACCGUAAUUAAUUCAAAAUGCAAUAAUCCUUUCUGAAGUAUACUAUACUAUACGCUUCUCUCGCAGCAGCAAAAUUAGUUCUCUGGACGCUCACGAGUGGCGCUUCAAAUAGGCACAAAAAAUUUGCUUUCAUACUUUAGGAACAGCCUGUCCAGUGGUAUUUUUACAGGUCAGUGAAUGGUUUGCUCGGUAGCAAAUAGUAUGAAUGCCACGUGUCAAACUAUUUAACUCGGUGAAAUUUGAAUUACUUAUCAUAUAAAAUUGAAUGUUUAUUAAUGUAGAUAUCUAUAAUAAAUGUUACGACGUCUUAUGAAACUAGUUAAUGUAUUAGAUAGAAGAAAUUACGUGUUUACAUUAAGUAUAAAGAUUUAUAAUUUAUAUGACGUGUUAAUUUAGACUUAAUUUAGUGAGAAUGGUGUUGCUGCAAGAAAUUGAACAAUAGAUGGCGCUAAUUUCAAAGAAAAGUUUUCAUUGACUAUAAGAUGUAAUUCUCUCAAGUUUUCAAUGAUAUUGUGGUAGAUAUUAUGUCAAAUUUAUAAAUUAUUAUUAUAUUAAUGUUUUAAAGUUAUUCUGGGACAGCAAGUCUACUAAUUAAUAAGCUGGUUGUUUAAAAUUUAAUUAGAAAUUGGAUCGUCCCUGUGUAGUUAGCUGUGGGAAUGUAUGAAAGACAAAAAUAAUGGAUUCAAUUAAAUAUACUUAGUUAGAUAUUAUAAUAAUCAUACGAUAAAUUGAUCAUACAGUCAUCAGUUUUGUCUGCCUAUAGUCCAGAUAGGCUAAGUCUUUAUUACCUAUAGAAAAAUGAUCACUGACUUUUCUUUUUUUAGUGACAAGUUUUAUGCGGGUGUAUAAUAUAUUACUUUGCACAUUUUCUACGUCAUUCUUUUUAUUUUUAAAUAUAGCUUUAACGAUGGACUUUAAAAUGAAAAUUACACUUAAAAACUGAGUAGUAAUCUAUUAAACUCCUAAGGGCAUUGAAAAAUACUUAAAGAGUUAUUUCAAGCCUACAAAAUUAGAUUUUUAAUUUUACCUCAGACAUCUGAUCUUUUAUUACGUAAUCUAUAGUCCUGCCAUAAUUUGUAAUAAUCAUCAGCACUUAACUUAAUUGUCAUAUUUGUAGACUUAAACCGAAUUCAUAAUAAAGAUUCUUCCAAAAUAAUGCCAGUAUUUAAUUAAGAUUUAGUAGAGCCUACUUGAUAAUAUAUCUUAACAUUAAAAGCUUUUUAAACUCACCUUUGAUAAUUAAGUUUAUGAAGUUUUUCUUUUAUACGGAUAAGACGAAUAUUCUAUUAGUAUAAGUUAUAAUAUUAAAUAACUUGAGUCUUAAUUUACGUAUCACGGAAGAAAGUAAUAACUUUGGAAUCGCCCCAAUUUCACAGAUUAACUUUCUGUGAAAAAUAUAAUCUUUUAACCAUAUUGUUAACUAGGGGAGCAAUCAUAUUUUUAAUAACAAUAAUUAUAUUUUGCCGUUUUAAUUUCCUAUUAAAUUGUAAUAUAAAGAAUUUAUUUUAUCUAUGUUAUGCCAUGAUAUGUUUUAUUAGUCUUGAUUUUUUUUCAGCUAUAGUGGUGCCAUCUAGUGAAAUGAAAUGAAAUGAUUAGUGUCACUUUAAAAAUGAAAUUGUGUUUCUGCGUACAAAUAGUUAUACUGUCAGUAUAUUUUGUUUAAUUGUAUAAGACUUGCAUUUGCUUCAUGUAACCAGCCUAGCGAAACUCUCUAAGAAAAAAGCGAUUCACUCGAUUGUAUGAAACGUGCAGUCAUUGAUAGAUUGAUAGAUGAUGGCUAUAAUCUUGUGAAAAACGGAGCUAGCCGAAAUCCACUACGUUUUAAGCAACUGUUCGCUAUCAAACUUAGCCGGUUUAUACUUUGUCGACAUAAUAUUGUAAUUACUAUUUCAAACUUAUGUCAAAUCACUGCACCUUUCAUAAUAAACUAAAUUUAAAUUUUUACUUAGUUAGUCCUGCCUAGUAUAGUAUUUACUUCCUCAUUGUCUGUAACCUCGAUAUUUUCAAUAUUAUGCUUGUGGUGAAAAGGUCGAGUUAUGCUAAUUUAUCGUGCAUUUUAAUAUUAAUAACAGCUACAUUUGCAACAUUGUCAUUCCUUGACUUAAGACCAUUAAGAUACGCAACUAUGUCAUAAUAGCAAAGGAAGAUAAUGGACGAUUUCUAUUUACCAUUUUUUACAUAUUUAUUAUUUGCAGUUUGUUACAUAUAUUUUUAAUAAAUUAAAUAAAUACUGUUGUACAUUAUUAUAAGUAAUUUUAUGAAUGAAGCGAAAGGAAAUUUGUGAAUGGUGACCAGAGCUUCGUCUUCCUUUGUCCCGUAAAGGGAGCAAAUAAUAUUAACCAAAGAGAUUCAAGUAUGUAUAAACUAUAAAAUGGCAUAGAGUGGACAACAAGUACAAAAUUUGAAUAUAAAAUUAAUAAUUAAAUUAAUUCUAAGUCUUUUAUUUUAACUUAUACUUUUGUUCAGCUGAAAUCUUUGUGAAAAUAAUUUCAUCUACAAUAGCGCUACGAAGUGCGUCUUCUGUCAUUCAAUAGCUCUGACGUUCGUUCUAAUCGUUUUUUAGGUAUAUAUGUACUUCAAUCUCUUUGAUAUUAACUAAUAAUUAUUAUAUAAUUCUAAAUAAAUGUCUGUUUAAAUUUAAAUGUGUUUAAAUUAUGUAAAUUAUCUAGUCAACUAUUGUAUUUGUUUAAUAAUAUCAUUUUAAACCUGUUAUAACUUUUUAGAUGUAAGCCGAACCUCUUUAAAAAUUGGUUUAAAAUGACGUUUCUAAGCAAAUAAUACUCUAAGUAUGUCGGUUUUAAACCUUAUCUUAAAUUAUUCUUUGUUAUUUUGAGAAGAAAGAAUUAAAUUUAAUUGUAUAUAAUGA
Leptidea sinapis is the source of this 9301-nucleotide messenger RNA. RefSeq names its product potassium voltage-gated channel protein Shal (gene Shal). Lineage: Eukaryota; Metazoa; Arthropoda; Insecta; Lepidoptera; Pieridae. Gene Ontology annotation, cellular component: membrane; voltage-gated potassium channel complex. Gene Ontology annotation, molecular function: protein binding; A-type (transient outward) potassium channel activity. The record is from RefSeq and is a predicted model, not a curated record. Bases 16 to 1848 code for a protein of 610 amino acids. The transcript is spliced from 6 exons. Gene Ontology annotation, biological process: protein homooligomerization; potassium ion transmembrane transport.